Messenger RNA from Hansenula anomala, 684 nucleotides. It is a transcript of the gene PHS1, whose product is annotated as enoyl-CoA hydratase PHS1. The transcript has a single exon. Gene Ontology annotation, biological process: fatty acid elongation; sphingolipid biosynthetic process; very long-chain fatty acid biosynthetic process. The coding region runs from base 1 to 684 and encodes 227 amino acids. Gene Ontology annotation, molecular function: 3-hydroxyacyl-CoA dehydratase activity. NCBI's taxonomy places the organism in Eukaryota, Fungi, Ascomycota, Saccharomycetes, Phaffomycetales, Wickerhamomycetaceae. Gene Ontology annotation, cellular component: endoplasmic reticulum membrane. The record is from RefSeq and is a predicted model, not a curated record.
AUGUCUACCGAAAAGAAGUCACAGAGUGCCAACUUGAAACAAAAGAGAUCUCAAGGAUGGCUAGUCCUUUAUAACCAGGCUUCAGCCUCAUUAUGGUCUAUUGUUUUAUUCAACACCGUUUUCCUUUCAAUUUUGGUUGGUCAACCAGAUCUAUUCAAGACAACCAACAGAAUCACUACAAUCAUUCAAACUUUAGCUUUAGUUGAAGUCUACAACUCAGCUGUUGGUAUAGUUAGAUCGCCAGUGUUGACCACAGUUUCCCAAGUUGCUUCAAGACUGUUAGUUGUCUACGGUAUUUUCCAAGUCUUGCCAAAUUCUCCAGCAAAUAGCCAUUGGGCCUAUAUCACCUUGUCAUUAUCAUGGUCUAUCACUGAAAUAAUCAGAUAUCUUUACUAUGCUCAAAAUAUUUCUAGUAAUGGGCAGCCAGCCAAAAUAUUGACCAUUUUGAGAUACAACUUAUUCUUUGUCUUAUAUCCAAGUGGUGUUGCUAGUGAAAUUGGUAUGAUUGUUUUAUCUUUAGGUGAGGCUGAAAAAGUUGUUGGUGCUUGGUAUAAAUGGUUUUUAAUUGUUAUCAUUGGUGUCUAUGCUCCAGGUUUCUAUACUCUUUUCACACAUAUGUUGAAACAAAGAAAGAAGGCUUUGAAAGCUUUGAAGGAAGCUGAUCAUCCUAAAAAGGCAGACUAA